AUGUUGCGCUUCUCCCAACAUGCGCUGGUAGUUUCUAAGCGGAUGGGCUCUGGGCCUGUCCGCGCAAGCCUAAGACACGCGUCGAGAGCCUCCACACCCCGGAAUACCGCUCCGCAAAGCCCGCCAUCGCUGCCCGCCCCGUUGAAGAUCACACUGCGCGAGUAUCAGGAAGAAUGCAUACAGGCCGUACUCUCCUAUCUAGACGCAGGCCAUAAGCGCCUAGGUGUGUCGCUGGCAACUGGCGCUGGAAAGACGGUCAUCUUUACCCAUCUCAUAGACCGCAUCCCCACCACAGGCAAUGCCUCGCAGACGCUCAUUCUCGCCCACCGCCGUGAGCUUGUCGAGCAAGCCGCCCGUCACUGCACCCUCGCCUACCCAGACAAGCACGUCGACAUUGAAAUGGGUAGCAACCAGGCUUCGGGUGCCGCCGACAUAACAGUCGCCUCUAUACAGAGCAUCACGUCCGGACACCGACUCCAGAAGUUCGACCCGACGAGAUAUAAGCUUGUAUUGGUGGAUGAGGCACAUCAUAUAGUUAGUCAGACAUAUCUAGACGUUCUAGAACACUUUGGUCUUAGAAAUGCUGCCGACUGGACCAAGACAAGGGCUCCUGCCUUGGUUGGUGUGUCGGCCACUUUCUCGCGCUUCGACGGAAGAAGGCUUGGUGCCGUUAUUGAUCACAUUGUGUAUCACCGUGACUACGUUGACAUGAUCGAAGAAAACUGGCUUUCUGACGUCGUUUUCACCACAGUUGAAAUCAAAGCCGACCUGACCAAAGUGGACACUGGCGCGAGUGGGGAUUUUCAGACCGCUGCGCUGUCCAAGGCCAUCAACACUGCUGAGACCAACGAGCUUGUGGUGAAGGCAUGGUCGACAAAGGCAGUAGGCCGUACUUCUACUCUCAUCUUCUGUGUCGAUCUCAGUCAUGUCACCAACCUCACCUCGGAGUUUCGCAAGAAUGGGGUCAAUGCCCAAUUUGUGACAGGCGACACAGCAACGAAGGUUCGUAGUGCAAGGAUCAACGCCUUUCGGGACGGAGAGUUUCCGGUACUGCUUAAUUGUGGUGUAUUCACGGAGGGCACAGAUAUUCCAAACAUCGACUGCGUACUUUUGGCUCGGCCCACCAAGUCGCGCAAUUUGCUUGUUCAGAUGAUUGGACGAGGUAUGCGCCUACACAAGGGCAAAGAGAAUUGCCACAUCAUCGACAUGGUCGCUGCACUGAGCACUGGAGUCGUCUCUACACCAACGCUCUUCGGGCUGGACCCAGGGGAGAUUGUUGAGAAGGCAGAUACGAAGAGCUUAACGCAGCUCAAGGAAAGAAAAGACUCGGAAAGGCAGCGUGAGAAAGAAGCCUCCGGACUGAAGACACGGACUGUUUCCAGGAAGCUUCCUGGAACCAUCACCUUCACCGAUUACGAUUCUGUCCAUGAUCUAAUUGCAGACACCUCAGGCGACCAGUAUAUCCGCAACUUAAGUCAGAACGCUUGGGUAGGCGUUGGAGAGGGGAAAUACGUAUUGACAACGAAUAGCGGCAACUAUCUUGUCAUUGAGCCUUCUGAAAAGGAUGAGGCUAGCUUCAGAGCCAAGUAUUACUGGAAGCUGCCAGCAGCUAAGAAGUCCAAAAGUCCGUACGGUGCCCCUCGGGUCAUCGCCGAAGGGGAGUCGUUCGAGCACGUUGUUCAUGCAGCCGAUACAUACGCAGCUGAGGCCUUUGAACACAUCUGGAUUUCAAAGAACCAGCCAUGGCGUAGGAGUAGUGCAUCACAAGCUCAACUAGCCUUCCUCAAUAAGUUUCGACCUCUAGAAGACCAGCUGGCGCCUGGAGAUCUCACCAAAGGCAAAGCGGGUGACAUGAUUACACGGAUCAAGCACGGAGCGAAGGGCCGAUACGAAAAAGCGACUGUGAAACAGAGGACCGAAAGGCGCAUGAAAGAUCGUGCAGAGACGAUGCGUCAGCGACUUCAAGGUCAGGUACGAGUUGGGCCUUUGGAACAGGGCCAGACCCUGAAAGAGAAACUCCUCGGAUGA
Messenger RNA from Cucurbitaria berberidis CBS 394.84, 2028 nucleotides. Its product is annotated as P-loop containing nucleoside triphosphate hydrolase protein. Gene Ontology annotation, molecular function: hydrolase activity; DNA binding; ATP binding. Lineage: Eukaryota; Fungi; Ascomycota; Dothideomycetes; Pleosporales; Cucurbitariaceae. The coding region runs from base 1 to 2028 and encodes 675 amino acids. The transcript has 2 exons. The record is from RefSeq and is a predicted model, not a curated record.